AUGGGUCGUCCUUUCCAACGGAGCAAAAAUGGAAGCGCGACCGCCGGGAAGGACGCGAGCGCGAACACCACCGCGAAGAACACGAACGACGAUCGCAAUUCAACGCAUGCUCCUUUCCCUCGUCCUCCUUCGUUCCUUUCCUACCCGUACCGAGCGACGCAUCUGUUCAUGCGCAGAGUCCACGACACGUUCGACGCCUCGUUCCUACGAUAUCUCGCCUUAGUGCACUUGGGCUUCACUGGAUUUUUCCGCCUGGUGACGGAAAUAACCUUACUCCCGAUGGCGGAAACCGCCUUGAACGUCUCCGCGGCAGAGCUACAAAGGAUCUCGACCGUGACUAUGUUCCCAGGAGUGUUGAAACCAACGUUUGCGAUCAUUUCAGACAUUAAACCGUGGUUCGGGUAUCACAAGAGACCGUAUUUAGUGGUCGGCGGCGUGAUAGGUUUGUUCGCCAGUACGAGGUUGGCGACGGGGACGUUCGAAGGGAAAGCGAGCGAGGUGGAUUUCGUGAUUGCGAUUAUGGGGGUGUAUUUUACGGUGGUUAUAUUCGAUUGUUUGAGCGAUGGGAAGAGAGCGGAGUUGAUGCACGAAAAUCCGCAAACUGGUGGGGAUUUAAUCGCGUAUUCGUUAUCGUUGGUCGUUAUGGGGCAGAUUUUAGGUUUGAUGGUUGGAUACUUCGCUUUGGAACGAGAGAAGUACACGACGGUGUUUUAUUUCGUGAUACCAGUGGCAAUUGCGUCUAUAAUAGCGACGUUGAUGGGAGAGUUACCGGAAGAGAAAGUGAAAUACAGUUGGAAUUUAUCGGCGUUGAAGGUGAAGGUGAAGUAUAGGCAAAUCGUGUUAGCCGGGAUGUUGAUGAUGGUUGGUAUUGGAUUGGUGUACAUGCAAACGAUCGAGUUAGUCGACGACGGCAUGUUGAAAGCGUCGGUGAUGAUGAAUCUCAUUUUGGGGGUGUGCAUUGUCGUUUUAUGUAAGAGUUUGUUGCCGAAAUUCGCGGGGAACGUGAUUGUGUACGCGUUUUUCGAGAGAGCGUUGAGCAUUAAGUUUCAACACGCGGUGAAUUAUUGGUACACGUUACCGGGAGAUUGCGUUCCCGGCGGACCAAAUUUCGAUUACGUGUACUUCAACAUCGUCAACGGUUUCAUAGCGUUGAUAUUUAGCGGGUUAGGCAUUUGGAUGUUUCAAGAGGCGUUUAGUACCGGGAGAUUGCGAAGGAUAUUUUGGUGGUCCAGCGGCACCCGGUGCAUUGGUUCGUUGUGCGAUUUGUUCGUCGUCAGUCGGACGAAUUUAAAAAUAGGCAUCCCGGACCAACUGGCGUACGCGUUGGGAAACUCAGUUUUAGAAGCCAUGGUGUUUAUGCUUUCGGUGAUGCCGUUUGCAAUUUUGAUCAGUAAGUUAGUCAUCAACGGCACCGAAUCGACGUUGUUAGCCAUCACGAGCGCGGCGAGCGCGUUGGGUGGGUUAAUGGCAUCUUCUCUCGGAUCGUUAGCGAUUGAAUACGCCGGCAUUCAAACCAACAUCGAGGACCCGAACCAAUCGUGCAAUUGGAGCAACUUGGAAAAUUUAAUCAUCAUCUGCGGCAUUUUAUCGCCUUUACUGUGCGUCCCGUUGACGCUCGUGCUGAUUCCAAACGUAUUAAGCACGGCGACGUUUGAAAUGGACGAUUAUUCCGGCGAAGUCGUCGCGAUUACCAACGAAGACGGCGCCUACGACGACCGCGAGAUGGAAAAACACGGACAGAUUCUAUAG
Bathycoccus prasinos is the source of this 1749-nucleotide messenger RNA. RefSeq names its product pteridine transporter ft3. Lineage: Eukaryota; Viridiplantae; Chlorophyta; Mamiellophyceae; Mamiellales; Bathycoccaceae. The transcript has a single exon. Bases 1 to 1749 code for a protein of 582 amino acids. The record is from RefSeq and is a predicted model, not a curated record.